Messenger RNA from Humulus lupulus (European hop), 1086 nucleotides. RefSeq names its product rust resistance kinase Lr10-like. NCBI's taxonomy places the organism in Eukaryota, Viridiplantae, Streptophyta, Magnoliopsida, Rosales, Cannabaceae. Gene Ontology annotation, molecular function: ATP binding; protein kinase activity. The transcript has a single exon. Gene Ontology annotation, biological process: protein phosphorylation. The coding region runs from base 139 to 1086 and encodes 315 amino acids. The record is from RefSeq and is a predicted model, not a curated record.
GGGACUCCAUUUGUAGUUAUUUUUUUAAUCUAUAAAUGGCGAAGACGACAUUUAUCAAUAUAUAGUUCUAUUGAGGAGUUCCUUCAAAAUCAGAGUAAUCUCACUCCUAUAAGAUACUCAUUCAGAGAGAUAAAAAAGAUGACCCAAAACUUUAAAAACAAAUUAGGAGAAGGAGGUUAUGGUUCUGUUUUCCAAGGAAAGCUUCGUAGUGGUCGUAUUGUAGCAGUUAAGAUAUUGAGUAAAUCCAAGGGAAAUGGACAAGAUUUCAUCAAUGAAAUUGCUACAAUUGGAAGAAUUCACCAUGUUAAUGUAGUUCAUUUAAUUGGAUUUUGUGUCCAAUCCUCAAACCAUGCUCUUGUAUAUGAUUUCAUGCCUAACGGAUCUUUGGAAAAAUAUAUUUUCUCUAAAGAAGGAUUUAACACCUUAAGUUGCAAGAAUUUUUUUGAAAUUUCGCUUGGUGUGGCUCGUGGAAUUGAGUACAUGCACCAAGGAUGCUACAUGCAAAUUUUGCACUUUGAUAUUAAACCUCAUAACAUUCUUUUGGAUGAAAAUUUUAUUCCAAAAGUUUCUGAUUUUGGAUUAGCAAGAUUGUGUCCAUUGGAUAAUAAUAAUGUGUCCUUAACUGUAGCAAGAGGAACCUUAGGAUACAUAGCUCCAGAGCUAUUUUACAAAAAUAUUGGAGGAGUUUCUAAUAAAGCUGACGUGUAUAGUUUUGGAAUGUUAUUGAUGGAAAUGGCUAGUAGAAGAAAAAACUAUAAAUCAGUCGCAGGGAGUAAUAGCCAAAUUUACUUUGCUUCAUGGGUGCAUGAUCAACUAAGACAAGGAAAAAAUAUAAAAGUAGAAAUAACAGAUAUAGAUGAGGCAGAUUCGACAAUUACAAAGAAGAUGAUUAUAGUAGCAUUAUGGUGCAUACAACUAAAGCCGAGUGAUCGUCCUACAAUGAAUAAAGUCAUAGAAAUGCUUGAAGGAGAAGUUGAAUGUAUACAAAUGCCCCCCAAGCCUUCCCUGUAUCUAGAAGAGCCUGUUGAGCAUGUUCAGGAAACAUCAUAUUCAAUGUUCUCAACAAUACCAUCAUUCACACUAUAG